AUGACCAUGGGUGAACUGUAUGACAGAACAAUAGAAAAACAAAAGUACUUGGAAGAUCUUGGGUACACAUACGUGUCAAUAUGGGAAUCCGAUUUUGAGCAGCAACUCCUUGAAAAUGCUGAAAUGAGGAAUUUCAUAGAACAGUUAGAACUGACAACACUAGAACCGCGCGAUGCCUUCUACGGUGGUCGCACAGAGGCCUAUACAUUAUACAAAGAAGCUUCACACGAAGAAGAAAUGGACUACUAUGACGUUACAUCACUCUACCCAUACAUCAAUAAAACAGGGAAGAUUCCCCGAGGUCAUCCAGAAAUUAUCACAGAAAACUUUAAAGAUAUAUACGAUUACGAAGGUCUCAUCAAAUGUAGAGUGGUUCCCCCAAGAGGAUUAUUUCAUCCUGUACUCCCUUCUAAGGUAAAUGGAAAACUGUUGUUUCAUUUAUGUAAAACGUGUGCCGAACACAAAGAACAGGUCUCGUGUAAUCAUUCAGACAAGGAAAGAUCAUUUGUAGGCACAUGGGUUACAGACGAGCUAAAGAAGGUGGUCGAUACUGGUUACCGUGUAGAAUCUAUACUUGAAGUUUGGAAUUUUAAGGGGGUAUCCCAGUACAAUCCAGAAACCAAACAGGGUGGGCUUUUCACUGAGUAUGUGAAUACUUUCUUGAAACUGAAACAAGAGGCGAGUGGUUGGCCAAAAUGGUGGAAAACAGAGGAAGAUAAACAAAGUUAUAUAGAUCAGUACUUUAAAAAGGAAGGUAUUCGUCUGGACUAUCAGAAUAUCAGGAAAAAUCUCGGAAUGAGAGCCUUGGCCAAACUCAUGCUGAAUUCGUUCUGGGGAUCCAACAUGCAACAGGUAGAUUAUGUAAAUGACCCAUCCGUUUACUUCGAUAAAUUAACUUCGGAUCGGGAGGAAGUGACCUCAGCCAACUAUGUUUCGGACGAAAUGGUUGAGAUGCGACGGAAGUAUAAGAAUGACUUUGUUGAUACGAACCCAAAAACCAACGUUGUUAUUGCCGCCUAUACAACAGCUCAAGCCCGUCUGAAACUGUAUUCUUACUUGGAGUACUUAGGUCAAAGAACCUUGUAUGCCGACACUGACUCGGUUGUAUUCUCUACAAGACAGGACGAAUCCAAACCGGCAUUAGGGGAUUAUUUAGGGGUCCUAACAGACGAGAUAACAUUCAGACUUUUGUAA
Messenger RNA from Mercenaria mercenaria, 1194 nucleotides. RefSeq lists its product as uncharacterized. NCBI's taxonomy places the organism in Eukaryota, Metazoa, Mollusca, Bivalvia, Venerida, Veneridae. The transcript has a single exon. The coding region runs from base 1 to 1194 and encodes 397 amino acids. Gene Ontology annotation, molecular function: DNA binding; DNA-directed DNA polymerase activity; nucleotide binding. Gene Ontology annotation, biological process: DNA replication. The record is from RefSeq and is a predicted model, not a curated record.